UCCUUAUCCAGUCACCAUGUGCACCUCAGAAACUUUCCAAGCACUGGACACCUUCGAAGCCAGAAGUGAUGACAUCGUGCUAGCAUCCUACCCGAAGUGUGGUUCAAAUUGGAUCCUGCAUAUUGUCAAUGAAAUAAUAUUUACUGUUUCUAAAAAAAGAUGUGAAUAUCCAGAAUUCCCAGUACUUGAAUGUGGAGACUCAGAAAAAUAUGAGAGAAUGAAACAGUUUCCAUCUCCAAGGAUUUUGACCACACACCUCCAUUAUGACAAGUUACCUCAGUCCAUCUUCAAGAAUAAAGCCAAGAUAUUGGUGAUGUUUCGAAACCCUAAAGAUACGGCGGUGUCUUUUUUUCAUUUCCACAAUGACGUCCCUGAUAUUCCAAGCUACGCCUCCUGGGAUGAAUUCCUCAAGCAGUUCAUGAAAGGACAAGUUUCUUGGGGAAGCUAUUUUGAUUUUGCAAUUAACUGGAGCAAACACCUUGAUGAAGAAAAUGUCAAGUUUAUAUUAUAUGAAGACCUGAAAGAGGAUCUGGCCACUGGCAUAAAACAAAUUGCUGAAUUUUUUAAGUUCUCUCUAACUGGGGAGCAGAUUCAAACCAUCUCAGCCCAGAGCACCUUCUCAGCAAUGCGAGAAAAGUCCCAGGAGACGCAUGGCGCUGUGGGUCCCUUCCUAUUUCGCAAAGGUGAAGUUGGUGAUUGGAAAAACUUGUUCAGUGAAGCUCAGAACCAGGAAAUGGAUGCAAAAUUCAAAGAGUGUUUAGAAGGCACUUCCUUAAGCGCAAAGCUGAAGUAUGAAUCAUAUUGUCACGACUGAUUC
Molecule: messenger RNA, 817 nt
Organism: Octodon degus (degu)
Lineage: Eukaryota; Metazoa; Chordata; Mammalia; Rodentia; Octodontidae
Gene: Sult6b1
Product: sulfotransferase family 6B member 1
Exons: 7
Coding region: 17-814 (265 amino acids)
Biological process (GO): sulfation
Cellular component (GO): cytoplasm
Molecular function (GO): sulfotransferase activity
Source: RefSeq, a predicted model, not a curated record